This is a messenger RNA of Nematolebias whitei (Rio pearlfish), 2507 nucleotides long. RefSeq names its product multiple C2 domains, transmembrane 1a (gene mctp1a). The record is from RefSeq and is a predicted model, not a curated record. Gene Ontology annotation, molecular function: calcium ion binding. Lineage: Eukaryota; Metazoa; Chordata; Actinopteri; Cyprinodontiformes; Rivulidae. Gene Ontology annotation, cellular component: synaptic vesicle membrane. The transcript has 19 exons. Bases 42 to 2507 code for a protein of 821 amino acids. Gene Ontology annotation, biological process: regulation of neurotransmitter secretion.
CACACGGCGCGCUCAGGCUGGCCGGCUGCUGCACAGGGACCAUGGAGCAAAAAUCCCCCAAAGCUGAGGGCUCCGCCAGGAGACACGAGUCUUACCAGCGCCGGAUGUGGAAGAAUUUCCAGGAGAAGACCAAACCGUGGCUCAGUCCCAAACUGGGGUCGGAGCGCCGCGGCGCCGCCGGGGGCGCGGAGGGCACCAAGAAGGAGUCCGGGCUGUGGAUGUUCAAGAGGAAAAAGAAACAACUGGACCGGGUGUUUUCAUCGUCGCAGCCGAACUUAAGCUUCGAGGGGGACAAGUGCGCGGGAGGAGGCGAGGCGGCCGCCGGAGGGAUGAGCUCCGACAUUGGGGCAUCGGGGGCCACGGGCAGCAAACCCGAGCUGGCGGCCCACGGAAGCCCCAAACUCCUCGCGUCCCAGCUGGUGAUCCACCAGCAGAAGAGCUCCUCUCUCGGCUCGGCGUGCUUCGAGAGGCUGGUGGUGGACCCCACCGCCGUGAUGCUGAUGGGAGAGGAGGAGCGGCUGCGUAAAGACGAGAGCGAUUCUGGCAUCAGCAUCGUGGGACCUAGUAAUGCUGAGUCCCAGCCUCAGCCUCCAUGUCCAGCCAUGUACCAGCUGGACGUUGUUCUUAAGAAAGGGAAAAACCUCGCCAUUCGAGAUCGAACAGGGACCAGUGACCCAUAUGUGAAGUUUAAAAUCGCAGGGAAAGAGGUGUUCAGAAGCAAAACCAUCCAUAAAAACCUGAAUCCAGUGUGGGAUGAGAGAGUGAGCCUCCUGGUGGAAACUCUAAAAGACCCACUUUAUGUCAAGGUGUUUGACUAUGACUUUGGACUGCAGGAUGACUUCAUGGGCUCAGCCUAUCUCCAUCUGGAGUCUCUGGAACAUCAGAGGACACUGGAUGUGACGCUGGACCUGAAGGACCCACAGUAUCCUGAACAGAACCUGGGCAGCCUGGAAUUUGCUGUUACUCUGACACCGAAAGAGGGAGACGUAAAAGACGCUACCAUGCUUUUGGGCAGAAACUGGAAACGAUCCAGUAAGUAUCAGAGCAUGCGUCUCUCAGAUGUGCACAGAAAAGCGCAGCUGUGGCGAGGAAUCGUCAGCAUCAGUCUAAUCGAAGGUCGCGGCCUGCAGCCCAUGGAUGCCAAUGGCCUCAGCGACCCAUAUGUCAAAUUUAGGAUGGGUCACCAGAAGUACAAGAGCAAGACAAUUCCUAAAACACUGACCCCCCAGUGGAGAGAACAGUUUGAUUUCCACUUGUAUGAUGAGCAAGGAGGCUUUGUGGAUAUCACAGUCUGGGACAGAGAUGCUGGCAAGAAGGAUGACUUCAUGGGAAGGUGUACCAUCGACUUGUCGCUUCUUAGUAAAGAACACACACACAAGUUGGACAUGCCGCUGGAGGAAGGGGAGGGAGUUCUGGUGCUUCUGGUCACCCUCACUGCCUCCGCCGCCGUUUCUAUCUCAGACCUGUCAGUCAACAUGCUGGAUGAUCCGCAAGAGAGACACCAGAUCACGCAGAGAUAUCUUCCCACUCCACUCCCCAUUUCUGUCCCACUCUCCCUGCAACCUCGGCCUCUUUGUCUGUCUCUGCUGUGGCCUUCCUUUUUAGAUGAAGGGAUGGAAAGAGCGAGCGAGAAGGGGGAAGAAAGUAGGGGGUUUGCAGAUGGAGGGGCACGGCGAGUCUAUGGGCAAAAAUACAUCAAUCAGCAACAACGUGUUUCCUUCCAGCUGCUUUUACGCAACUUCAACCGAGUUAGACGCUGCAUCAUGUUCCUGAUCAACGUGGGUUGCUACAUUAACAGCUGCUUCGAAUGGGACUCUCCACAGAGGAGCAUCUGUGCUUUUGUGAUCUUCGUCAUCGUUGUUUGGAACUUUGAGAUUUAUAUGAUUCCUCUGGCUUUGCUGCUGCCGCUGGCCUGGAACUACGUCCUUAUUGCGUCGGGGAAGGACACGAGACAAGACGAUCAAGCAGUGGAGGACCUGCUGGAAGAUGAGGAUGAGGAUUUUGACAAAGAUGACAAGGAUCCUAAACCAGAGCCCUGGGAGGACAGCCGUGAUAAUAACCAUAUCCUCGAGGAUAUGUUGGCUUCCUGGCACUUUGAGUGGAUACGAGCGAUGGUGGACUCAGAGAAAAAGGGCUUCAUGACCAAGCUUUAUGCCAUUCAGGACGUGUGUAUCAGCGUGCAGAAUGCACUGGAUGAAGUGGCCUCCUAUGGCGAGAGGAUAAAGAACACCUUUAACUGGACUGUGCCUUUCUUAAGCUGGCUUGCGAUCGUGGCUCUCGGCGUGGCCACCGUCAUCAUUUAUUUCAUACCUCUACGGCUCAUUGUGCUGCUCUGGGGGAUAAAUAAAUUCACCAAGAAGCUGCGAGACCCUUACACCAUUGAUAACAAUGAGCUGCUGGACUUUCUGUCAAGAGUACCCUCAGACGUACAAGUGGUGCAGUACAGAGAGCUGAAACUGGAUCCCAAUCCCAGUCCAAAUAAAAGGAAGAAAAACAACCCCGGGUAG